CUGGCGUGCGUCCAUUCAAAUGUACCUUCCACCGGGCGACGCCGGUCAGAAAAGCGUUGGCGCACGUUGAGCGUAGAUCCUCCCGGGUGCGCGUGCCACUGUGUCCCUGGUGCUGAAGACUUGUGAAGUGCUGUUUUGUGGGUGUAGAUAUUAUAACAGUGCGCCCCUCUGCCCCUCCCCAAGUGCCCUGGUGCUGCUGGUGUGUGAAGAACUUUGAAAUUUGAAGACAAACGAUCGCUGCCGCCGUCACGAUGUCGUCACGAACGUCAAGCGAUACGCAACUGGACAAAGUCCAGAUCAAAUCCGCCUCAGUCUACAACAUACACGGUCUGAGCGGUUCGCAGCACUCGCUGAGCGCACCACCGAUCCACAAGGAUGUCAUCGGAUACCGUGGAAGCAACGAGUUUAUACUGGCCGAUGACAAACAGUCGACGAUGGAUCAGAUCAAAGCGAUCGGACCCUGGUUCCGGCGCAAGUGCAAGAACGUUUGCCGCCGAAAGAUACUGUACAAGCGCGUUCCGGUCCUGAACUGGCUGCCACGGUACUCGGCGGAUGAUGCGGUUGGUGAUCUGGUGGCCGGUAUAACCGUUGGAUUGACCGUCAUCCCGCAGGCCCUCGCUUACAGUAGCAUCGCAGGACUACCGGCAGCGUACGGUCUGUACGGUUCAUUCGUUGGCUGCUUCGUCUACAUCCUGUUCGGUUCGUGUAAGGACGUUCCGAUGGGACCCACGGCCAUCGCGUCCCUUCUCACCUUCCAGGCCUGCGACGGUAUCUGGCAGCGAGCCGUCCUUCUCUGCUUCCUCACCGGUCUGAUCGAGCUGCUGAUGGGGCUGUUUGGGCUUGGUUUUCUCAUCGAUUUCGUCUCCGGACCCGUCAGCUCCGGUUUUACCUCCGCCGUUUCCCUCAUCAUCCUGAGCUCACAGGUGAAGGAUCUCCUCGGUAUCGCCGCCAAGGGUAACACCUUCGUCGAACAGUGGUCCUCGAUCAUCGACAACAUCCACAACACGCAGCUCGGUGAUGCACUGAUGGGUUUCAUCUGUAUCGUUGUGCUGCUGUUGAUGCGACUACUGCCACGGAUCAAAGUUGGCCCUCCGGAUGCGUGCGAUCAGUCGGUGGUUCAGCGGAUCAUCAACAAAUCUUUGUGGCUCCUUGGUACGGCACGCAACGCUAUCAUCGUGGUGGUGUGUGGUGGUAUUGGUGCAGCGUUUUACGAAAAUGGUAAACAACCGUUCCGGAUGAUCGGUGAGGUACCAGAGGGACUGCCCAGUGUACAAGCGCCACCAUUCUCCGUGCCCGAGAUCGUCGAUGGGAAUGGAACGGUGACGCAGGAGUACGAGAGCUUCGGUGAUAUGCUAUCGAACUUAGGGUCGAUGUUGAUCGUCAUCCCGUUGAUUGCGCUGCUCGAGAACAUUGCCAUCUGCAAGGCAUUCGCUGAUGGAAAGCCAGUCGAUGCCACCCAGGAGCUGAUCGCCAUCGGAGUGUCCAACAUUGCCAACUCCUUCGUCCAGGGCUAUCCCGGUACGGGAGCACUAUCGCGUGGUGCCGUCAACAAUGCCAGUGGAGUGAGGACACCGUUCGGUGGACUGUAUACCGGAAUUCUCGUCAUCCUGGCGCUACUCUUCUUCACGCCUUACUUCUUCUAUAUCCCACGGGCGGCCCUCGCUGCCAUCAUUAUUGCGGCCGUCAUCUUUAUGAUUGAGGUGCGUGUCGUGAAGCCGAUGUGGCGAAGCAAAAAGACCGAUCUCAUCCCGGGUAUUGCGACGUUCAUCGCCUGUUUGGCCCUUCCGCUCGAGUACGGUAUUCUGGUGGGCAUUGGGUUGAACAUUCUGUUCAUUCUGUAUCACGCGGCGAGGCCCAAGAUCCACAUGGAUCAGGCGGUGACACCGUGCGGUGUCAAGUACCUGAUGCUGACGCCCGAUCGUUGCCUGAUCUUCCCUUCGGUUGAUUACGUGCGUAAUCUGAUCAACAAGCACGGUCUGAAGAGUCAGAUUCCGGUGGUGAUCGAUUGUACGCACAUUUACGGUGCGGAUUUUACGGCCGCGCAGGUUAUCGAUACGCUUAUUAAGGACUUUAAGAGCCGUAAUCAGUUGCUGCUGUUCCUGAACCUGAAACCCUCGGUUGGAAGUGUGUUCGAGGGAGCGGAUCUCGAGUAUCGGGUGUUUUACGAUUUCGAGCAGCUCGACAAAGCGAUUCGCGAGUGUCGCCGGAAGAGCAUCCAGGGGGCAUGAGGGGGUGCGUUGCGCUUCCUCCCUCUAGGUCAACCAUGCGACCACACUAUCGAGUAUAAAGACACAAGUGAUCUGUACAUUUUUAGUAGCCCUUAAAGACAAGCCAUACACACAUGUUUAGCGUAGCGCAGCGGUGUACGCCCUUAUAGGAGCGCGUCCUUCCCUCCUCCUCCUUGGUUCCUAUUACCCGUUCCCCGUUCCCGUGAUUGUGACGUGAAACUGACGAAAGACAUCCUAGUACUUAAUAAGAUCUCUUCGAUAAGCGAAGUUAAAACGAGCUUCAAUAAAGCACAAAUACACACUUA
Anopheles aquasalis is the source of this 2533-nucleotide messenger RNA. Its product is annotated as sodium-independent sulfate anion transporter. The record is from RefSeq and is a predicted model, not a curated record. Gene Ontology annotation, biological process: transmembrane transport. Gene Ontology annotation, cellular component: membrane. Lineage: Eukaryota; Metazoa; Arthropoda; Insecta; Diptera; Culicidae.